This is a messenger RNA of Centruroides sculpturatus (bark scorpion), 873 nucleotides long. RefSeq lists its product as uncharacterized. The coding region runs from base 1 to 663 and encodes 220 amino acids. Lineage: Eukaryota; Metazoa; Arthropoda; Arachnida; Scorpiones; Buthidae. The transcript has 4 exons. The record is from RefSeq and is a predicted model, not a curated record.
AUGAGUUCACAGGAGAAAAAAAAAGAUAUCAAAUUAUUUAAUUGUGGUUCUCUGAAAGUAACAGAUAACCAGAUUUUUUUUAUAAACCCGGGCUUAUGUGUUCGCAAAACACAUAAGCCCGUUAAAGAUGUAAAACCAGUGGUGGAAACAGCUAGAGGAAAAACAUAUGUUAUUGAGAAGCUAUUGCACAAAUACAUUACCACCAAUCUAAAAAACAGUAUAUUGGUUGCACAGGACAUAACAAAACUGGUGAAAGAGUUGCAAGAUCUCUUGUUAAUGGAUGAAGAAAAAAGGACGGUUAUGGACUACGAGAAUCUACUGUCGAGGAGGCUACCGUUGGAUUUGAAAUUAGCGGCGAAUUCGUCUCAGUUCAGAAACGGAUGUGAUAACGAAGUAGAAGUUAAUGAUUCGAAAGAGCAAGUCUCAUGUGAUCAAAAAGAAGUCACCGUGAAGGAUUCUGUAGAAGUGAUAGUACAAUACAUAUUAUUUUGGAUCUGGCAGCACGUAAGAGAAGAGAAAAAGCAAAAUUGUCUUCUUCUUUCAGGACAAACUCUUAAGCAGAGGUGGCAAAGAAAGAAAAGCAAACUUACUUUGCAUCCGUGCCUGAGCCUGUUAGGCAAAUGUAUGCAAAUUAAGACAGUGCCGAGCUGCACUAAACGUUAAAUAAAAGGCGACACAUCGACUACAGAGGGGAGAGUAGCAUCUGGCAACGACGGUUGGCGAGACGUCUGUGAUCACUUAGCGGAAGCCGUAUAUUUUGGCUGUUGGAUCCUUCUGCGAUGGAGAUGAAAACGUUUUCUUUGAAUUGAUAUUAUAAGUACGAUUUUUUUGAAUUAUUGAUUUUUUGUUGUUGCUUUCACUUAUUCAACUAAC